Daucus carota subsp. sativus is the source of this 1662-nucleotide messenger RNA. Its product is annotated as 3-dehydroquinate synthase, chloroplastic. NCBI's taxonomy places the organism in Eukaryota, Viridiplantae, Streptophyta, Magnoliopsida, Apiales, Apiaceae. Gene Ontology annotation, biological process: aromatic amino acid biosynthetic process. The record is from RefSeq and is a predicted model, not a curated record. Gene Ontology annotation, cellular component: cytoplasm. Bases 215 to 1525 code for a protein of 436 amino acids. Gene Ontology annotation, molecular function: 3-dehydroquinate synthase activity. The transcript has 8 exons.
AAUUCGAUCGAACGAAAUAUGAUCGGUCAGUCGGAUUCAGCAAUCCGUAUACACACCCCCCUUCACCUCACCUACUCACCUCACCUACCCUGUCCAUGUAGCGCGGAAAGUGAGAGAAAUCAAUCCUAUUCUUCUUCUUCCUCCCCUUGCAUUUGUUCACCAAACCCCCCACCCCAUCCCCUCGGAUACUUCUACCUAAAUAAAUCAAAAGUCCAUGGCAAUGGCGACUGGAAUGGCUGCUGUCGCCUCCUCCUCAUCUUUCUACCCAAAUCAGACACCCACUUUCCUCUCUCCCCAUCCCACCGUUUCUCACCUCUUCGGAAUCUCCUAUUCAUCUUCUCACAAGUCGUCGCCGGGUCGGCUUCAAUUGAAGGUGGCUGCUACCGCCAAACUCGUCAUGGAUCAAAAAACUCAACCUUCUUCUCUCCCUACUACAGUUGAUGUUCAUUUGGGUGAUCGGAGCUACCCCAUUUACAUCGGAUCCGGGCUUCUCGACCAACCCCAUCUCCUUCAAAGGCACGUACACGGAAAGAGGGUUCUCGUGGUCACCAACACCAAAGUUGCGCCACUUUAUUUGGAUAAAGUUAUUCAUGCUUUAACAGUCGGAAAUCCUAAUGUUUCUGUUGAAAGUGUUAUCUUACCAGAUGGAGAGCAAUAUAAGAACAUGGAAACACUCAUGAAAGUCUAUGACAAGGCAAUUGAGUCACGGUUGGAUCGACGUUGUACGUUUGUUGCCCUUGGAGGCGGGGUUAUAGGUGAUAUGUGUGGGUAUGCUGCUGCAUCCUUUCUUCGUGGUGUUAAUUUUAUUCAAAUUCCCACCACUGUCAUGGCACAGGUGGAUUCUUCAGUUGGUGGUAAAACCGGAGUAAAUCACCGGCUUGGUAAGAAUUUAAUUGGCGCUUUCUACCAACCACAGAGUGUGCUGAUUGACACCGACACGCUGAACACAUUACCAGAGAGAGAAUUGGCAUCUGGGUUUGCAGAGGUCAUAAAGUAUGGCCUUAUUAGAGAUGCUGAGUUUUUUGCAUGGCAAGAGAGAAACAUGGAUGCUUUAAUGGCAAGGGACGCUAAUGCAUUGGCUUAUGCGAUUAAGCGUUCAUGUGAGAACAAGGCUGAGGUUGUAUCACUAGAUGAGAAGGAAAGUGGACUUAGGGCAACAUUGAACUUGGGUCAUACUUUUGGUCAUGCAAUAGAAACUGGUUGUGGCUACGGAGAGUGGCUUCACGGAGAAGCUGUUGCAGCUGGCACGGUAAUGGCUGUUGAUAUGUCAUACCGUCUUGGUUGGAUUGACAAAUCAGUUGUGGAACGAGCUAACAAGAUCUUAAAGCAGGCUAAGCUGCCCACUUGUCCUCCUGAAAAUGUGACUGUGGACAUGUUCAAGUCUGUCAUGGCGGUUGAUAAAAAGGUGGCAGAUGGUUUGUUAAGACUGAUUCUUCUGAAAGGCCCAUUAGGGAGUUGCGUUUUCACGGGAGAUUAUGACAGGAAAGCACUUGAUGAAACACUCCACGCAUUUUGCAAGUCCUGAAACCAAGUGUGGACUAUGUAUCCUUUCUUAUUUUUGGUAGUGAAAAUAUGUAUACAAAUUUGUGUGUGUAUAUUUUAAUAAAAACUUGUGGAUUGUCACCCAGGCCUACCCUCUCUCAAUAAAUCCGGUUUCCUUAC